GGAGAAUCGACUCUUAGUUGAGUUCGAGUCCCAGCCGUAGUUACUAUGCAACGGGACGCGUCUGAUUCGCUUUGCUAUCUAAUAACUGUUGCAUGAAGAAAUAAAAGCGUUUGUGAAUAGCUGCAUAUUUCAACAAAUGUAUAGAAAGUGCAUAGUCGUAGUGUUAGACAUGGUCCUCAGCUAGCUAGAUCCACAACAACCCAGGGUAGGAGCAGAAAUAAUGGCUGACGGAUGGUGCACUGAUACUGGGGAAGUCGUGUACCGCUCCCGGGAUGCCGUGAAAAACCUCAAAAUAAGAGUCCGGAUUGAGCGAGUGACCUCUGCAGCAGCUUUCAGAAACCAUCCACAACAGCAGCAACAACUGGAGCGAGGCGUCCUCGAACUCAACCCUUUAAUCUCCCAAGCACGAUCAGCUGGGGAUGAGGAAGAGCUGGUGGUCGGCUGGCAGGAGAAGCUGUUCAGCCAGUAUGAAGUGGACCUGUACCAGACCGAGUCGUUGUGCCAGACCCCGCUGGAGAAGCAGUAUCAUGCCGAAAUUAUGGAAACGGAAAGAUGUAAGAGAAGACGCAACCGGCGCAUUUUCACCUACACGGACUUCGAUCGCUUCACCAACUGGGAGGAGCAAGCUCAGAGUCUGCUAACUCCGGCGCAGAGCAAGCCGACCUUCCUGGCAGAGCGCAUGGCAAACGUCAGGCACAGACGCCAGGACAGACGGCCAGCAGACUCCAACAUUCCGAAGACCCGUUUGGUAGUAUGGGAGCCAUCCAUAGAGUUCGUGAAGAGCAGCCACACUGUCAACACACCAAUGCAGACUAUGCACGUCAUGGCGGAUUUGGGACCUGCUGGGAACCUGGGUUUGAAGGAGAACGAAUACGUUCUGUGCACCAUAAAAGCCGACAGCAACGGAGUGCUUGCAGUAAAACCUGACUUCAACAAUGGAAGAGGACCCUACAGGCUGGAGACGGAGGGAGAAAGAAGAGAAGUGUGGCGGCUCUACCUGGAGAACGCCUCGGUUCCCAUAAGCGCUGAAGAGAAACAGAGGGAGCAGCGUAUGUACAGAGACCUUUACAGCCGUCAUAAAGAUUAUCUCAGCAGCCUUGUCGGACAAGAUUUCGAAAUGCCACCUGCGGGAUUUCUUCGUCUGAUCGUUAACGGGGAGAUAGUUUCUGCACAGGGCUACGAGUAUGACAACUUAUAUGUUCACUUUAUCCUGGAGCUGCCAAACAACUGGUCCAGUGUGCCGUCUCAGAGCCUGUCUGGUGUUACUCAAACAUGCCGAACACGAUCAAUAGGCAAGGAGAAUAUAGCUUUCUUCUCCUACCCCUUCAGUUUUGAGUCCUUCUUCAGGAAUGAAGUAGAAUCCGAGGAGUCGUUGCCUCAGUGGCCUGUGCUCUACUUCAGGGUUCUUUCCCUGGACUCCUGGCAGCGCUACAGAACCGAGGGCUAUGGCUACAUUGUCAUUCCCACGACGCCUGGGUCUCACAGUGUGACCUGCCACACUUGGAGGCCCCUGAAGCUUGGCACAAUGGCUGAACUGAGACGCUUCUUUAUUGGCGGCACUCCUGAACUCGAAGACAUCAGUGACGUGAGAAUACCAGGAACGUUCAAGGGGGAUCGUCUGAGCCGGUUUGGGUUUCGCACACAGACCACAGGGAGUGUCACUUUCAACCUGAACUGCAUCCAGCAUUCUCGGGAAUUUGUGGAGGCCAGCGCUCUGAAGAAGAGACGUCAGACUGUUUUGGACCAGCUGGGGGGCCACAGUCAGAAAGGAUCUGUUUAUAAUGUGCUAGAGGCGUUCCAGAGGGCUCGUAAACGAAUGCAGGAUGCCAGAGAGAGUUUGCCCAGAGAUCUGAUUAAUACUGCUGGACCACUCGACAAUGAAUCUUCAGCAUGAAAAUGUUUAUCAAGAGUUAAAAAAAGUUUUGUACAUGAAUGAAUACAAAUCUACUUUGUAUAACGAUGUGCUUUUUCAAUAUUAAAUUUUCUUCCUCUAUAA
This is a messenger RNA of Silurus meridionalis, 1996 nucleotides long. RefSeq names its product MKS transition zone complex subunit 1 (gene mks1). The record is from RefSeq and is a predicted model, not a curated record. The transcript has 18 exons. Bases 221 to 1894 code for a protein of 557 amino acids. Lineage: Eukaryota; Metazoa; Chordata; Actinopteri; Siluriformes; Siluridae. Gene Ontology annotation, cellular component: MKS complex. Gene Ontology annotation, biological process: cilium assembly.